AUUUUGAGAAAUGGAAGGAUGGAGGAACAACUACUAAUCACAUUGAUCUCUCUGUUUUUCUUUCCGGUCGUCAGUGUCCUGCUCUUGGUCAUCAUCCUAGCCUCACUGGGCAAGUCUCUUGGAAUAAGGAAGCGAUAUGUGCAGUUCUUACUCCGUGUUUUCGAGUUUGGGCGGGUGAAGAUAGCUCACUACAAGUCCACUCAAGCAGAGGAGGAGGAGGAAAAGUUGGAUGAUGAAGUCAUUGUGGAUAAUUCAAGUGUCAAUGAAAAUGGACAGACAAACUUAAUCAAAAGGGACAUUACCUUAUCAGCAACCCAAGGAUUUAUUAUUCCUGACAGUUACAUCCCAAGUGUGGAUGAAAUCAAGAAGGAGUUCCAUCUUGCAGAUACAAUGUACUUCGCAAAAUGUGGCAUGGAGGCUAUCAUUGAAGAUGAGGUAACAAAGCGUUUUUCGGCAGAAGAAUUGAACUCAUGGAAUUUGUUAUCCAGAUCCAACAUAUCAGGGUACCAUUUCAUAAGUUUCCGACUGACCUUUUUGUGGUGUGUUGGAUUUUUAGUUCGAUAUUUUGUCCUGUUUCCUUUUAGAUUGAUCAUAGCAGUGCUAGGCGUGGGAUGGCUCAUCAUAUGUACAGCAUUUAUCGGCUAUCUACCUGAAGGAAGAUCGAAGAGGGCAUUAAAUGAAUAUGUAAUGCUCAUGUGCUUCCGGAUUUUAGCCCGAGCCUGUUCAGCCAUCAUUACAUUUCAUGAUGAAGGCAAUCGGUCCAGGAAUGGUAUCUGUGUUGCCAAUCACACCUCCCCCAUCGAUGUCAUCAUUAUGUCAGUGGAUAAUUGCUAUGCUAUGAUUGGCCAGUCACAAGGAGGCUUGCUGGGAAUCCUACAGCGAGCAAUGGCCAGAGCCACAGCACAUAUCUGGUUUGAGAGGUCUGAAGCUAAAGACAGAAAUUUAGUUGUUAACAGGUUACGAGAACAUGUACAGGAUAAAGAUAAACUCCCUAUCUUAAUAUUUCCAGAAGGUACUUGCAUUAAUAACACUUCUGUUAUGAUGUUUAAAAAGGGAAGCUUUGAAGUUGGAACAACAAUAUACCCAGUAGCUAUAAAAUAUGACCCCAGGUUCGGGGAUGCUUUCUGGAACAGCAGCAAGCAAGGGAUGGUGGCACACCUGAUAAGCAUCAUGACCAGCUGGGCUCUGGUUUGUGAUGUGUGGUAUCUGCCACCCAUGUCCAGAAAAGAAAACGAACUUGCAGUUGAUUUUGCAAACAGGGUUAAGUCAGAAAUAGCAAGCAAAGGAGGAUUAGUAGAUUUAGAAUGGGAUGGUCAGCUAAAGAGGGUGAGGGCCAAAGCAUCAUGGAGGGAAAAACAACAAGAAAACUACAGUAAACUGCUGAAAGUGGAGUGAAGACUAGGCUGGAGAUGACAUGAACGUAUAGAUGUGUGUUUGUGUGUGUGUGUGUGUGUGUGCAUGUAACAAGCUGAAUUUACAGGUCUGACAAGCUGCGACUUGUAGAAGAGGUAUCUUGUCUAAAUAUCCCCUAAAUAUGGCAAUGUCACUUUAAUAUCUUUUAUAUCCAAUGAUUAUAAAUCAGCGAAACGAGUUGCAAUAGUGUUGAAAUGAGAUCCUAGACUAUAAUGUUACUUCCUACUUAGAUUUUGCACUGUGACUGAUCAGAAGCUCACAAUGUCAACGUAUGUUGACAAGAAGAUGGAAUUUGAUUUGAGAAGGUCAGGGUAAUGAUUUGAUACCUGGGUGGUACAUACUUCUGUACACCCAGUUGUGUGAGAAAUGUUUGAGUAUGAAAGUACUGUAUCACAAAAAUAUCGGUAACAUUUGUAUUUGAAAAACAAAGUAUUUCAACUGGUAAACUGAACAUAAAAUAUCUUUGAUAACCCGCUAUAUGACACGAGAUUUCAGCCCACAUGUUCAUAUGAGUCUGUGGUUUCGUACAAAGGUUGUACUGCCUCACAUUCCAGACUUUCUGUUUAUCAAGAUAUAUCUUAUGUAUAAUGCUCUGAGCUGAUUGGUUAUUUGUAUGUAUACACUGUCAUGUGUGUAUAAAUGUUUAUCACUUAUCGAGCAGUAGCACAGCUCCUCAAAAGCAGUUUACAUUUCCUGACAACAAUAUGCUACAGGGAAAUUUCCAAAUACUCUAGAAAGUAGAAAUGCAGGUAGAAAAUGAUAUUAGUGUCUUUUGUUCUGGACUUGAUAUGUUAUUAUGUCUUUGUUCAGUUUACUGGUAGGAUUCUCUUAAAAAUAGCUUUGUUAACACCAUACAUGUUUGUUUUGACUUGUCGUUACUGAUAAUGUAUGCUGGAAAUAGCUGCUUAUAGAAAUCCCUAUUAUAUCUAUAAUUUCCUACAUGGUCCUGAAGCAGCUGUGAAAACUACCUCCACACAACUAUAGUCCCAAGUAGGCAAUAACAGAAAUCCCGAUCAAGUGGCUUGAGUUCUUUAUAAGGAUUAAGUCCAUUUCUGGUGUCCCCUGCCGUGAUAUUGCUGGAAUAUUGCUAAAAGCGGCGUAAAAAUAAACUAACUCACUCACUCUUUAUAAGGAAGCAAAUUGAUUCUGGAAACUCCAGACUUUAAAGAACCACUAAACUUUGUUUUUUGUUACUCUUUUAACCAUUACAUAUGAAAGAUUUGUGG
This is a messenger RNA of Haliotis rubra (blacklip abalone), 2639 nucleotides long. RefSeq names its product glycerol-3-phosphate acyltransferase 4-like. Gene Ontology annotation, cellular component: endoplasmic reticulum. The transcript is spliced from 14 exons. Gene Ontology annotation, biological process: triglyceride biosynthetic process. Lineage: Eukaryota; Metazoa; Mollusca; Gastropoda; Lepetellida; Haliotidae. The coding region runs from base 19 to 1395 and encodes 458 amino acids. Gene Ontology annotation, molecular function: glycerol-3-phosphate O-acyltransferase activity. The record is from RefSeq and is a predicted model, not a curated record.